Ylistrum balloti is the source of this 1230-nucleotide messenger RNA. RefSeq names its product probable G-protein coupled receptor No18. Gene Ontology annotation, molecular function: G protein-coupled peptide receptor activity. The record is from RefSeq and is a predicted model, not a curated record. Gene Ontology annotation, cellular component: membrane. NCBI's taxonomy places the organism in Eukaryota, Metazoa, Mollusca, Bivalvia, Pectinida, Pectinidae. The transcript has a single exon. Gene Ontology annotation, biological process: neuropeptide signaling pathway. Bases 1 to 1230 code for a protein of 409 amino acids.
AUGAAUUCUUUGACGAAUGUGUCGUAUACUUUAGAACAGGAGGAUUAUGAUGAAUAUAUGAAGUCCGGGAUUCCUAUCACGGCUUUUCUCAUAGUCUUGUGUGUCGUUGGAACAAUUGGAAACUUGCACGUGUUUUUGGUUUAUUUGCUAAGAUAUAAGCCGAGCAUAUAUAAGAAAUUUGUAUUGUGUUUGACUGCAGUAGAUUUUGUCGGAUGUUCUUUCUGUGUUCCAGCCACUCUGUACAUUAUCAGAAAUUACUUAUCGAUGAACUCUUCUGCUUUAUGUAAAAUGUAUGUCACAGUCAUGAACACUAUCGGAGUCUACUCUUUGAUUCUUUUGGAUUGUAUAGCUGUGGAACGUUACAGAAAGGUAUGUCAAAACACACGUGUUCAUUUCAGCCAGCGAACAACUCGAUUGCUUUUCGGAUUAAACUGCGUUUUCAUGAUUGUAGCAUUUAUCAUUCCCGGAGUUCUCAUUUUUGGUAUAAACCGGAAGACAACAAAGGCUCAUUCACUUGAUGGAUAUGAAUGCACAGUUUUAAAUAAUUAUAAGAACUCAGCGUUGGUGAAUGUGUACAGGGGAUUUCUAUUCAUCACAGUGGUCACACUCUUACUAAUUUCAAUUGUGUCGUACAUUUUGAUUGGUAGAAGGAUAUAUAUUCAUCAGAAAAACAAUAUCACUACACGUAACCCUCAAAGAACAAAACACCUAACGUCGCAGCCGGAUGUCGUAUAUAGUGAUACUACAAUCUCAAUCACACCAGUACGUUCCAGUCCAGACUCUGAAAUUACUACAGACAGCUACGUUAUGUCCACAGCUGCACGUGACCCAGACAUGAAGCGAGAUAACUCGGUGGCGAGUAAAAGUGACAAAGUCGGACAGUCAACUGAAAAAGAAAAGGCAUUUCUAAAAUCAGUGCAUGAAAGGAAAAGAAAGAAGCUUGUCAAAAGUAGAAAUGUUACUAAAGUUUUCUUAGUGGUGUCCGUUAUCUCGUUCGGUGUUUAUCUCCCUUACCUCUUAACCACCGUAAUUAGGAAUAUUAACAGACCUCUGUAUGAAAACUUUGCAGAUAAUUAUGGAUCCAUAGUCUACUUCAUAACCUGGAUGAUUUUCAUAAACAAUGCUAUUAAUCCAAUUGUAUACGGUUUUAUGGAUAGAACAUUUCGACAGGAACUAUCGGCAUUUUACAUUCAAAUGAAACGCUGUUUAGUUUCUUGGAGGCAUGGCUGA